Zea mays is the source of this 2792-nucleotide messenger RNA. Its product is annotated as intracellular protein transport protein USO1. NCBI's taxonomy places the organism in Eukaryota, Viridiplantae, Streptophyta, Magnoliopsida, Poales, Poaceae. The transcript is spliced from 2 exons. Gene Ontology annotation, biological process: reciprocal meiotic recombination. Bases 291 to 2606 code for a protein of 771 amino acids. The record is from RefSeq and is a predicted model, not a curated record.
ACGUCAAAAGGCAAUUUUCUUUUCUAAGAUAGGGAAAAAGUGUGAAAAAGACAAUUUCUCAUCAGAAAAUGGAAAACACAAGUCUCCAGUGCUCCUCGCGUGAUCGCAUCCACGCUUCGCUGCACUCCAUACGCGGCCGGGAGCUCCCCCGGUUCCACCACCUCCUCACCUCAUCCGUCUGAAGCCGCCGCUUUUGCCUCGACCUCGCCCGCAGUCCGCGAUAGCGCGGGUUGCCACCCGUCCGAUCGCGCCCGGACGACCGCGACCCCCUCCCCUCAUGUUCCGCGGCCAUGCCCCUCUCCUCCACCACCUCGCCGUCGGCGGGGGCGGCCGCCGCCGCCGCAGUGCGCACCGCUUCGCCGCCUCGCCGCAUCGCCACCCACGUUUUGUUCAGGCAGAAGCUAGGCAUUCCGGCGGGGUUCCAGGCUCAACAUGUGAAAUGUUUACCUCAUUUGAUCAGAUCUAUUGUAAGAGGUGCUAGAUCAGAUAUCACUGACGGUGACAAUGGAACAACUGAGCCCGCGAGGGAACUAUUGGAGCGUCUGUUUGCCAAGACAAAGAGUCUAGAUCCAAGCGCUUCUCAGGGUAGGGAACUGAGCAUGAGCAUUGAGGUCCUGAAGACUGAGUUUGAGGCUGCCUUAUCAAUCCUAAGGAAGAAAGAGAAGGAUCUUCGUGAUGCGGAGAAGAAAGUCUCCGUGGAUAGGUCAAGGUUGAACCAGACGAAGCAGGACCUCGAUCAGAGGGAGGAGGACAUCAUCAAAGCAUACUCGAGGCAACAUGAAAUGGAGAAAGCACUGAUGAAGGCGAGCAGGGAUUUGACUCUACAAGUCCGACAGAUCAAUAACCUGAAGGUUAUGAUCGAGGAACAAGACAAAAAACUUGUUAGUUCACAAGACGCACUUUCUAAGAAGGUUAUUGAAGUGGAUAAGCUUAAACAAGAGAUGCUGAAGAAGAAUGAUGAAGUAGCUUUGCUGCAUUCAGAGAUCGAGUCCAAGGAACAAGAGCUUCUUGUAGCUAAUCAGGCCAUUGCACGUCAAGAAGCAACAAUUAGGGAGCUUCGAAGUGAAACUAAAAGAAAGGAAACUGAGGUUGAGAGAUUAAAUGAAUUGGCGAAAGCUAAUGAAGACAAACUGAAAUUUGCAGAACAGGAACUUGAGAAGCAGAAUUCAGGAUGGAUUGCAGCACAGCAAGAGUUAAAGGAAUUGGCACAAAUGGCAUUCAAGGAUAAAGAUGAUAUCAAGAAUACAAUCAAUGACUUCAAACGGGUGAGGUAUUUGCUGGAUGCUGUGCGUUCUGAACUAAUAGCUUCAAAAGAGGCUUUAACCUUCUCACGCAAGCAAGUAGAAGAUCAAGCGGCACAGUUGAGUAACCAAGUGCAGGAACUCACAGACCAAAAGGCACUGAUUAUUUCUUAUACCCGGAAUCUGGAAGCUGCCCAGCUGGAGAUUCAAGGAAAGUCAAAUGAGCUCAGUACUGUACAAUCUCGUUGUAGUGAACUUGAAUCUCAGUUACUUGAGGAAACGGAGAAGGUUGAGUUCCUAGAGGCUAUGUUAACCAAAGAAAGGGAGAUCUUGGAACAGAAAACUAAGGAAGUGGCGUUCCUUCAAGAGGAGGUAGUUCAGAAGGAGAAGGAUUACUUCAAUUCACAAAAGCUUGUUGAAACAAAAGAGACUGAGCUGUUAGAGGCGAGGCAUGAAGUCGAAGAUAUGAAAUUGAAGGUGGAUUCCAUACAAUUUGCUGUUCGAGAGAAGGAUUUGGAGCUUCUGGAGGCACAAAGAAAACUUGAUGAAGUUAACAGCGAAGUUGUUGAACUUCAGCAGCUGAUAAAUAGCAAGGAGGAUCAACUGGUCCAAGUUAGAACUGAAUUACAGGAUAAAGAGCAAUGCAUACAAUUGAUGCAGGAUGAAUUGGAUAAGAUGAGAUUAGGACGCUCGCAAGCUGAAUCUGUGGUUCAAAAGAUAGUCGAGCUUACUAGCAAUCUCAUAGGUUCUGUCAAAGGCGAAGAAUUCAACAUUUAUAACUUGCUGGAUGAUGAAAUUUUAAGCACGAGCACAGCCCUUGAGUACAGUUUGCAUAAGCAUAACCAACUGGAGGCUGACAUAGACAUGUUAAAAGAAUCCCUGCGACAGAAGGACAUGGAUCUGACUGCUGCUUAUAAAGCGCUUGACGCCAAAGAUCGAGAGUUGAAGGCAGUAGUUGGAAGGUUAGAUGUUAGGGACAAGGAACUAGACAAGUUGGAAGAGCUAUCCAUAGACCCCUAUGGCACCAGGAAACUGUCUAGAGUUGCUGAUGAGGCAACCGAAGACAACAUUGCUGGUGAAGCGGAGCUCCAAAAGCAUGAGAUGGAAUCUGUGGAGAUGGAGGCACUAGCUGCUAGCACUAUGUUGAAGAAGCUUGCGGAUGUGACUAAGAAAUUCUUGAGAAGUGGUAGAACUGAUUCUGGUACCAAUUUAGAUUCAAACGUUAGUGAAGGUGCUUCUGAAUUGGAACCACAAAGGAAACUUAAUGUGAUUCUCGAGGCUAAAAAGGAGAUUGUCGGGCUAUUUUCUUUGACAGAAGAGCUCGUCACUGGUGCUCAAACGAAGGACGAUGAUGAGGAACCAUAGCAUCAUAAGUUCAUAACUGAACAUAUAACUGCAUCAUGAAUGUUAUGCAUGUCAACUGGAAUGACGCAGCUGAAAUUGUUACCAUCGUUUCCUUUCCUUUUGGGGCUCAGGAUUUCUUUAUGUUCUUUUGGUUCAUGGAUGGCAUCGCAAAAUGAAAAAAAAAGAUUGUUUAGAUUUUGGUUAAAA